UCUCUUUCUGUAGCCUACACCACCAGACACAUCCAGAGACCAGGGACAUGGCUCCAUAGAACCGCACAUGGCGUACAGAAGCCAUGAACCAAAAAAGAACUCACCAAAAACAAUAAAUGCAUCCGUAGCAACCUGAUUUGAUUUAUUUCGGAUUUCACUCUUCCAAAAACCAACAACAGCAAUAUUUUUUUUUUGCAGUGUUGAGGGAAGCUGCUUGCAACUCCAUAUUUCACUAGCUACUUUACGCGUUAACCGGAUCAGUCUGAUUUCCCUUUUCAAACAUGGGUGUGCAAGGUUUCCAAGAGUAUAUUGAAAAGCACUGUCCGAAUGCUGUCGUACCGGUGGAACUCCAAAAGCUUGCCCGGGGUAGCUUGGUUGGAGGCGGCAGGCAGAGACCGCCUCAAAGUCCGCUCAGGCUUCUAGUUGACGCCGAAAAUUGCCUCCACCGGCUCUACGGUGGUUUCUACACCGACUGGGUAAGUGGAGGCCAAUGGAACCACAUGCUUGGCUACUUGGCUGCACUCGCUAAGGCCUGCUUUAACGGGAACAUAGAGCUCUUGGUAUGUUUCAAUGGCGCCCUGGAGAAAGGCCGUCUUCACGAGUGGGUCAAGCGACAGGUGAACGAAAGACAGACAGCGCAGCAGAUAAUCAGCCACGUCCAGAAUAAAGGUACCCCACCACCAAAGGUCUGGUUCCUGCCUCCGGUAUGCAUGGCCCACUGUAUCCGACUGGCCCUCCUCAGGUUCCACAUUGGGGUUGUCCAGAGCAUCGAGGACCAUCACCAGGAAGUGAUCGCCUUAUGCAGAGAGAAUGGCUUCCAUGGCCUGGUGGCGUACGACUCCGACUACGCCCUCUGCAACAUCCCUUACUACUUCAGUGCCCACGCCCUCAAACUCAGCCGUAAUGGCAAAAGCCUCACCACGAGCCAGUAUCUGAUGCAUGAAGUUGCCAAGCAGCUCGAUCUCAACCCAAACCGUUUUGUCAUUUUUGCUUCGCUCUUAGGUAAUCACAUAUUGCCUGAUGAAGACUUGGCAGCUUUCCACUGGAGUCUGCUUGGACCAGAACACCCCUUGGCCUCACUGAAGGUACGUGCCCACCAGCUGGUCCUGCCGCCCUGUGACGUGGUUAUCAGGGCUGUCGCCGAGUACGUCCGCAACAUGAAGGACGUCAAUGACCUGGAGGUUAUCUCGAAAGACAUCUUUAAGCACUCCCAGUCCAGAACCGACGACAAGGUGAUCCGUUUCAAGAAGGCUGUGGAGUACUACUCAACUGCCAGCAAGCCUCCUCACUUCUCUCCUUAUUUAGCCAGACCAAAUCAGAUUGGAGUGUCUGCAGCUGUGCCACAAUACGGACCUCCACCAAUGCUCAACAUUCCACAGGCUCCCCUUCCCAUCAAACCUGGGGUCCAGCAUGCCUUCUCCACUCCGCUGGCCGAGCCUGGUCCUGCCGCCGUGGAGGCAGCAGGGAAGGUCCUCCCGGAUCAGAACAGCUUCGGCAACAUUCCUCAUGAAGGGAAGCAGCACACACCGCUCUAUGAGAGGUCAUCCCCCAUCAAUCCCAGCCACACGGGCAGCGCGGGGAGUGUGGGCAGCGACAGCCCCAACCACACCGACCCAGCGUUCUUCAACACCUCCUCCACAUCCUCAUCCUCUGAGAACGAGGAGUCCACCGGCACCACUGCCAAUCAUCUAAAUGACCAUAAAGGAUGGGAAAAACAAGGAAAUCAGACAGACAACAUACCAGAAGAAGACCUCGGGGAUCAAAUAAAAACUGACCCGUGUGUGACCUCCCCGGUGAGCCCCGUACUGGACGUGGUCAGCCCACACUGCAUCAACCCCGCUAUCCCAUCGCUGCUCUCCAUGCCAACCAGGAACCACAUGGACAUCACCACACCCCCCUUACCCCUGGUGGCCCCUGAGGUGCUGCGUGUGGCCGAGCACAGGCACAAGAAGGGCCUCAUGUACCCCUACAUCUACCACGUCCUCACAAAGGGAGAGAUAAAGAUAUGGGUGAGCAUCGAGGACGAGGCCAACAAAGAGCUGCCCUCCGCCGUGCAGCUGUUCAGGCCUAUUCGUCAGUAUGUGUACGGAGUGCUCUUCAGCCUGGCCGAAGCCAAGAAGAAGGCCGAGAGACUCGCCGUCAGGAGGAACCGCCUCCCUGAAUACCAGCCAGUGAUCAUAAAGGAGUGGGCGGCUUACAAGGGCAAGUCCCCGCACACCCCGGAGCUCGUGGAGGCGCUGCCGUUCCGGGAGUGGACCUGCCCCAACCUGAAGAAGCUGUGGCUGGGCAAGGCCGUGGAGGACAAGAACCGCCGCAUGCGCGCCUUCCUGGCCUGCAUGCGCUCCGACACGCCUGCCAUGCUCAACCCUGCCAACGUGCCCACGUCACUACUGGUGCUCUGCUGCGUGUUGCGGUUUAUGUUACAAUGGCCAGGAGUAAGACUUUUACGUCGUAACGAACUAGACGCUUUCCUAGCCCAAGCACUUUCUCCUAAACUUUAUGAACCUGACCAGCUGCAGGAACUGAAGAUCGACAACCUGGACCCGCGCGGAGUGCAGCUGGCGGCACUCUUCAUGAGCGGCGUGGACAUGGCGCUGUUCGCCAAUGACGUGUGCGGGCAGCCCAUCCCCUGGGAACACUGCUGCCCCUGGAUGUACUUCGACGGCAAGCUGCUCCAAAGCAAACUGAUCAGGGCUAACCGGGACAAGGCCCCACUCAUCGACCUCUGUGAUGGUCAGACUGAACUCGUGGCUAAGGUGGAGAAGAUGCGCCAGAGUAUCCUGGAGGGACUCAACUUCUCCCGGCCGCCGCACCCCGUGCCCUUCCCCCCACCGCCGCCGCCGCCGCACGGCAUGCCUUUCUACCCCCCGCCCAACGGCAACUUCUACCCCCCACCACCCAUGCCACCACCUCAGGCCAGGGGCAGAGGUGUGCCUGGCUUUCCGACCAUCUCCUCGCAAGGUGGCAAACUGGAGAUCGCUGGCACAGUGGUGGGCCAGUGGGCUGGCAGUCGCCGUGGCCGCGGCCGAGGCGCUUUCCCCAUCCAGGUGGUGUCGGUAGGGGGACCAAACAGAGGUCGACCUAGAGGAGUUAUCUCUACUCCGGUGAUUCGCACCUUUGGUCGAGGAGCCAAAUACCAUGGCAGAGGUUUCAAGAGUCAGGGUUCAUAUCAGAGCAAGCCUGCAUACGCUCCCUCCUCAGCCAAUGACACUGCAGCCAAGGAGCGCAAGAAGCCCAGCAAGGGGGAGGAGACCAAGUUGGCGACUCUGUCGCCGGAGAGCUCGGCGGCCGAGAAUGGCCUGGAGGUGCCCGAGCAACAGCUCAACGGUAAAGCGGACGACGCCAUUAACAGUGAGCCAGUGUCCAGCCCAGCCGAAAGUGCCUUCAGUAAUGACUCUAAGAUGUGCAAUACUAAUCCUCACUUAAAUGCACUAAACUCAGACGGCGAGGGCCUCAGAGAUGAGACUCUGGGCCCUGCUGUCUUAAAAACAGAAGAGUAAAGAAAAAAACAAACCUAUUUUUAUAGAGAGGGUGAAGGAUGGAGGAGGGUUCAGAGUUAGGUUAGGAAUAUCUGGAAGGAUGGAAAGCCUGCAGUUGGUAUACAUUUAUUUUUUUCCUCUCAAUCAGCAAGAUUAGAAAUAAAACAAAACCGAAUGUGAGGAUGUAACUGAUGAUGAAAUGAAAAUUGAAAAUGAAAUCCCUCUUUCACUGUCACCUAGUGAAAACAAGAGCUACGAUGACUUUUCUUGGUUUAGUAACAAACGACAAAAUCUACCAGGUCUAUAGGAAAUACAACCAGUAACAUGAGGUAGAAACGUGCACUCCCAACUCACUGAUAUCUACAUGUCUCAAACUGGUUAUAUGGACGUUUUACGUUAAUUUCUAUUAUUUCUCUUAACUUACUGAAGCCGAAAAAAAAUACUUUCAUUUGGAGGUCUAUAGGACAUAGUUUGAGAAACUCUUCCAGUACUUGGCACCAUAUAUAUUUGCCAUUGUAAUUGAUUUUGUGUUGUCACAGUAAAUGCUUUUCUUUUUGACAAGGUAAACUCACAAAUGAAAAAAAAAAAAAUAACAGAAACGGAACCACCUUUCUCACAUGGGUCAUCAUUGUGGGUUUUAAUUGUUUUUGAAAAAAAAAAAGUGCAGAAUGUUUUUAAAAAUUUAAGUAAAUGUAGGUUAAAUACAGCAUCUUAAGUUCAGAUGAAUUCAUUGUCAUAACUUUUAGGUCUAUAAGUAACAUGUCAAGAAAUAUUUUUUUGAAAAUUAAAUCACACGGAGAUACAAAUGAUCGAUUUAAAGAUAAAAAAAACAACAACACAAAUAGGUUUUUCUUUUGUGUCUGUCCGAACACUCCAUGCAUCUGUGAUCAACGAUCAACGUGGUUUCUUGAAUCGGAUGUAGAACCUUAGUACUACUGUUUCAGCUAAACUUUCUGCAUGGUUCACAAUUUUAAAAAAAGUGUGUAGUUAUGCAUGUUUGUCCUUUUUCUUCCAUCUCUACAAGUCCUGUGCCCAUUCGCAAAAUUGAAAAGGCAGAUAAUCAGUAAUUGUCCUAUCAAAGGUGUUAACUGUUUAGUCGUAACUGAUUUGCUCUAACCUUAAAUUUGUGUGGGUUUUGACCUCUGUUGCAUUUAAUCAAAACAAAAAAGUUACAAAAAGUUUAUCUAGCCACUUUAAAUAUUGUUAACCCUGGUGUACUCAUGACUGUAUACAUUAUUGUUCUUUGUUGCUGUUUUCUGCAUUCAUAUUAGCACAACACGUCUCUGGAAAAAAAGUAACAAAAACCUAUGAAAAAAAGCUUUGAUCUUAAAAGACCCCCCUCUCUUUCGUAGCUGGAAUCGAGUUGGCAAGACGCUUGAUCCUCCCAUUCAGAGUAUAGCAUAAGCGAGUAAACCUGUAAUCAUUUUUGAUGUUUACUUUUAGUGUUUUUGACGAGAAAAAAAAAGAGAUUCUUAUUGUACUUCUAAACAAGAAUCAUUACUUAACUUUUCUCCAUCUAAUCCUCCUGAUGCUUUUCAUUGCACAUUAGUGGUCAGAAAUAUGGUGUACUUCCCAGUCCCCAGCCCGCAAGACUAAAUAGGUUACCUUGAUGUAAGUUGAUGGGAGUUUCUUCCUAACUCAUGGAUUGUACAAGAAUGAACUACUGUUGGGUUUGAGUGAUUGUUGAUGGAUUGUGGUGUGGUGUAUUUGAAGGAAAUUGAAUGCAACUUACAAUGCUUAAUAAAAGUCUUUAUUCUUUUAGUAUAA
Alosa alosa (allis shad) is the source of this 5246-nucleotide messenger RNA. Its product is annotated as constitutive coactivator of PPAR-gamma-like protein 1 homolog. The transcript is spliced from 17 exons. Bases 282 to 3500 code for a protein of 1072 amino acids. Gene Ontology annotation, cellular component: nucleus. Lineage: Eukaryota; Metazoa; Chordata; Actinopteri; Clupeiformes; Clupeidae. The record is from RefSeq and is a predicted model, not a curated record.